This is a messenger RNA of Funneliformis geosporum, 459 nucleotides long. NCBI's taxonomy places the organism in Eukaryota, Fungi, Glomeromycota, Glomeromycetes, Glomerales, Glomeraceae. The record is from the annotation of a GenBank genome assembly.
AUGUUACAAGGAAAUUCUGCAGAGAGACAGAUCGAAAAUAUGAUUAAAGUGAAUUUUCACUUUCGACGUUCCAACCUAAAACUUGAAUCUUCAUCUCAUUUUAAUCGAGAACCUAUUCAACAAGCCACAUCUCCCACAACCCCUACUUUGGCAAAUAUUUCAAUAGAAAACUACGAUCUUCAAGAAAUUAAAGAGAAUAAAGAAAAGCAAUAUAAUGAAUUGUCAGAGGAUAAGUUUGAUAAAGAUGCAAGUAAUUCUGAACAGGACUCCUUACGUAAUCAUAAAUUUGCCAAGUUUUUUGAAGAGAAUGAAAAUAAUAAGUAUGUGGAUACCCCUCGAGGCAAAGGCAAUUUAGACAUUGUAGAAGUUGAAGGAAAAUUUCCAUAUAAAGAAAUUACUACUAAUAUUACAAUCGAAGCAAAUGAGAUUAAUGAUAAUAUUUCACCUUAUGUCCUUUGA